Molecule: messenger RNA, 1136 nt
Organism: Fusarium graminearum PH-1
Lineage: Eukaryota; Fungi; Ascomycota; Sordariomycetes; Hypocreales; Nectriaceae
Exons: 1
Coding region: 1-732 (243 amino acids)
Source: RefSeq, a predicted model, not a curated record
AUGGAAGUCGACAAUCCAUUCUCAGUCUUCCCCAGGGAAGUCCGAGACAUGAUGUAUUCCUACUCCAUUCCGGAAAUCCCAGCCACAGACGCCACAGUCUCCAAAACAGCCUACAACACCAAGAAUGCCCCUCUUCUGUUCCUCAACGAAGCCAUCUCCAAAGACGUUCAGCACGUGCUCUAUCAAGAUCACGCCAUCGUCAUCCCAGUACUGAACCCAAGCGAAUACGAACUCAAAGAAACAAAAUUCGCACCUAUCGUCAGCCAAUGCUCGCGUCUGAUGAAACAGCGCUCUAACAGAGUAAUCAUCGGUACAUCACGCUUCAUUGCCGCAAGCUACUCACCGCUGCUUCACAUAAACAUCCACGACGGAACAUCAGCUGAAGACUGGAUCCAGAAAUUCUGCGGUUUUGAUAAUCCUGAGCCGCUAGCCAAGAAACUCAUCGAUGAGUUGAUUUCACUACGACCUGAACUGCCGAAUGUCAAGGUCAUUGAGUUCAAGUUUUUUGAGGGGUUUAAUGUCCUUGUCGCUUUGAGGUGGAGGGAAUACUUUUUAGAAUUGAAAGAGGCAUGGCCGGAGAUUGAGAUUGAGAUCGAUUUUGUUCCUGCGUUUCUGGGCUGGGAACAUGUUGAAGCAUUUUUUCAGGACGCUCAGGAUAGUAUGGAGGAAGACGGUGUUUUUAAACCGGAUAGGCUGAGGGAUUUGGAAGAGAGGAAGUAUGGCACUGUAUGACGGUUUAGGUUUUCUACAGAUCAAGAUUGCAUUCUGUUUUCCACACGAGGCAAGCUAGCAUCAAUUUUCAUUUGCACGAGUUUAAGUUAGGCAAUAAUAGUAUUCAAGAAAUCUUUAUUCUAUCAUUUAGAUAAUCCUAUGCAAACGUGCCACCGCUCCAGCGCCACCAUAUCUUCUACAUCGGUUUAUCCGUCUGUGUCCAUUCUGACUAGGGAGAGUCAGGAGUAGGAGGUCUGGGAGGAGGUGUAUCUGGGCGAGGAACAGGGCUAGGGUUACGAGGCUUGGCCGGUCCCGGUGACUUGGGUCGAGGCAUUUUGUAUUCGUGUGGUUUAGUUUAGUUUAAGAGGUCAAGGUGGUUUUGAUUGUGGUUGAGUUGGGUAGGGUACAGAAUUCAUAUGCUUGGU